AUGAAGUGGCCGAACAACAAGAGAAGCGGUUUUGAUUUUCAUAACGAAACCGAAGCUGCGAUUAACGAGCAGAUUAAUAUAGAAUUAAAAGCAUUUUAUUAUUAUCUAUCUAUGGCUGCAUAUUUCGGUCGCGUGGAUGUCGCUUUACCGGGCUGUGAAUCAUUCUUCAUGCAGAUGCAUUACGAAGAGCACAAGCAUGCUCUGAAAUUUUUAGAUUAUAUAAAGAUGCGUGGCGGCAAAGUGCAUUUAUGCACCGUCUCGCCGCCAGAUGAUCAAGAUUGGAAGUGUCCGUUGCAUGCGUUCAAAAAGCUUGCUGCAACGUUGCUGCAAUGUUACAAUAUUGCUCACUGCAGUGCAAUGUUGCAGCAAUAA
Messenger RNA from Camponotus floridanus (Florida carpenter ant), 372 nucleotides. RefSeq names its product ferritin, heavy subunit-like. The record is from RefSeq and is a predicted model, not a curated record. Gene Ontology annotation, cellular component: cytoplasm. The transcript has 3 exons. Gene Ontology annotation, biological process: iron ion transport; intracellular iron ion homeostasis. The coding region runs from base 1 to 372 and encodes 123 amino acids. NCBI's taxonomy places the organism in Eukaryota, Metazoa, Arthropoda, Insecta, Hymenoptera, Formicidae. Gene Ontology annotation, molecular function: ferrous iron binding; ferric iron binding.